CUGGGACGAGGGGGUGGGGGACGGACGAGCCCCGAUGCCGGGGGAGACGGAAGAGCGGAGAUCCCCGGAGCAGCAGGACCAGGAAGGGGGAGAGGCGGCGGCGGCGGCAGCGGCAGCCAAGGCGGCCCCCGAAGAAGCGUUACAACGGUCUGUGGGGCCGGCGGCAGCGGCGGCGCCCGCGGGGACCACGAGCAGCCGCGUGCUGAGGGGAGGUCGGGACCGAGGCCGGGCCGCCGCCGCCGCUGUGUCCCGCCGGAGGAAGGCGGAGUAUCCCCGUCGGCGGAGGAGCAGUCCGGGCGCCAGGCCUUCGGACGCGCCCGGAUCGCAGUCCCAGGCCACGAAGGCCCCGUCUCCAGUUCAGGGCAAGAAGAGUCCGCGACUCCAAUGCAUAGAAAAAAUAACGACUGAUAAAGAUCCCAAGGAAGAGAAAGAAGACGACGAGUCUGUCCUCCCUCAGGAAGCUUCUAUUGCUGCAGCUAGACCCAGCCGGGGCUGGCGUAGCAGCAGCAGGACAUCCAUCCCUCGUCUUCGAGAUACUGAGAAUACUCGAAGCUCUCGGUCCAAGACUGGCUCAUUACAGCUCAUCUGCAAAUCAGAACCAAUUACAGAUCAACUUGAUUAUGAAGUUGUGGAAGAACAUCAGUCUCCCGGUGGCAUUAGUAGUGAUGAGGAAGAGGAAGAAGAAGAGAUGUUGAUCAGUGAAGAGGAAAUACCAUUCAAAGAUGACCCAAGAGAUGAAACCUACAAACCCCAUUUAGAAAGGGAAACCCCAAAGCCACGAAGAAAAUCAGGGAAAGUGAAAGAAGAAAAAGAAAAGAAGGAAAUUAAAGUAGAAGUAGAAGUAGAGGUGAAAGAAGAAGAGAAUGAAAUUAGGGAAGAUGAGGAACCUCCUAGGAAGAGAGGAAGAAGGCGAAAAGAUGACAAAAGCCCACGAUUACCUAAAAGGAGAAAAAAGCCUCCAAUCCAGUAUGUCCGCUGCGAGAUGGAAGGAUGUGGCACUGUUCUUGCUCACCCUCGCUACCUGCAGCACCACAUUAAAUACCAGCAUUUGCUGAAAAAGAAAUAUGUGUGUCCCCAUCCUUCCUGUGGACGACUCUUCAGGCUCCAGAAACAACUUCUGCGACAUGCCAAACAUCAUACAGAUCAAAGGGAUUAUAUCUGUGAAUACUGUGCUCGGGCCUUCAAGAGCUCCCACAAUCUGGCAGUACACCGGAUGAUUCACACUGGCGAGAAGCCAUUACAAUGUGAGAUCUGUGGAUUUACGUGUCGACAGAAGGCGUCCCUUAAUUGGCACAUGAAGAAGCAUGACGCAGACUCCUUCUACCAGUUCUCUUGCAAUAUCUGUGGGAAAAAAUUUGAGAAGAAGGACAGUGUAGUGGCACACAAAGCAAAAAGCCACCCUGAGGUGCUGAUUGCAGAGGCUCUGGCUGCUAACGCAGGUGCCCUCAUCACCAGCACAGAUAUCUUAGGCACUAACCCAGAGUCCCUGACACAACCUUCAGAUGGUCAGGGACUUCCCCUUCUUCCUGAGCCCUUGGGAAACUCAACAUCUGGAGAGUGUCUGCUGCUAGAAGCUGAAGGGAUGUCAAAGUCAUACUGCAGUGGAACAGAACGGGUGAGCCUGAUGGCUGAUGGGAAGCUCUUUGUGGGAAGUGGAAGCAGUGGGGGCACUGAAGGGCUGGUCAUGAACUCAGAUAUACUCGGUGCUACCACAGAGGUUCUGAUUGAAGAUUCAGACUCUACUGGACCUUAAUGGAAAGGAAGACUUUGGGCACUGGGACAGUGCAGACUUUAUAUUUAAAAGAUAAAAAUGACAAAAAAAAAAAAUGUAAAGCAUUUAAAAUCUAGUAAAAUAACUGAAGGGCCUGCUCUUUACACAUUGUGGAUCACAGCACACACAUCCUACCCCCUAAACUUCCUAUCUUCUCUCCCUUAAAAAAAAUUGAUGUUGCCUUCACUGGAAUGGUAGAUGAAAAAGAAGCCGCCGCAGCAGCUCUAAAGUAAGGGUUGUCCUCAAACUCGGUUCCAGCCAGCGGCAGGCUUCCUGCUUAUCAGCAGGGCUUCCUCUUCCAGCCUGUAACUCUGAUGUGCUCUGGAUCAGCUUUUAACUCUUCAUAGUGUAUUACUGUCUUCGAAAUCCUUUCCUCCUCUACUGCUGCCCUAUGGUUCUGGCUUCUACCUAUUGCAACACACUUAUCCUCAAAUAUAUAAUCCUAAUCUCUGGAGGCUGGCAGCUUGACUUGGCACUUUAGGGCCCCUUAGCAGAGUGCUGUUAAAACAGUACACAUCUCUCACCCCUCUUCCUCCAUUCCUCACUGGGGUGUGGGAAGGAAGUAUACAUGGGGACCACCUCCCUCCUCUUUGAUGGAUCCCAGCACCUCAGUCCCCCUCCCAAACCUCCAUAUGGCUCUUAAUGGUGCUCACUUGCUUGGAAACAGACCUCCAAGAGGGAGGGGUCUGCCCUCUUCUCAGUCCUUUUGGCUGUUAGGGCUCUGUACUAGUGAGACAGUGGGAAAAGUCCUAGGCUAAGGCAGAAAUUUGCACUUUGAACAUAUGUGUUUUGUGUUGUGGAACCUGAGAUUCCUUAUUUAUUAACGAAAGUCUGAUUUUUUUUGGGGGGGAGGGUCUUCGUUGCUGUACUUUGUGGGGCUGGGAGAGAGUAGAUUAUUCUGACAAUGGGAUCCUUUCCACAAGAGGUACUUUGAAGACAAGGGAUAGGGUUGAAGAAGCACAGCCAGCCUCUAAAAUCAUAGCUCCAGUGGCCUUCGAAGAUAGCUGGUCCUCAGCACUAACAAUCACUACAGCAACCUAGUGCUUUUCUGGAAGCCUUCUUAGGGAAGGAUUGUAUGUUCAUGGUAACUAAUUUGCUCCUUCAGAUUUGUAAGAACAUUGCGAAUUAGGAAUUUUGAGAGGAUGAGGAAUGUUGUUCAGAGUCUGAAUUACAGAUAAAAGAUUUUCUCUUAUAAAUUUAUUUCUUUGCAUAUAUUCCGUCUUUCUGACCUAACUGACCCUUCCUUUGAUUUUUUUUUUUGCUUUGUUCAUUCUAGCUCCCAAUUAGUAAAGACCUGAACCCUGACAUUCAUGAAAGAACAAAAUCUAAGAGUUCUAAAGAUUUAAGUCACAGAAAAUGGCUUUUUUUUUCCCUUUUAGUUACACCUCAAAAGAGAAAAGGCUUUGAUUUUUUGAAAAAUUUAUGAAAUAGUGGCUUUGGCUUUCACCAGAAUUACCACUUCCCUUGGAAUAGGGAUAUAGGUUAUGAAUUGUUUAUUUAUUUAUUACUACUGUCAAUGGGAAACACGGAUAAUGGUUUUUACAAGCUUAUUACUCUCAGGAGUCUAAAAACUUCUUUUGACUUAUUUUGAGAGAAUUAGAAGGGUAAUUCCUAUCCUUCUGUGACCCUCAAAAAUGACAAUUGACAAUUGAAGGUCACCCAGUUGUUUAUUGUCAGAAGUAUAUGAUGGCUGUUGGGAAUCAGUGAAGUCUGGCUGAGAACACAAUAAGGAACAGCAUGCUUUUCACAAACAUGAAAGCUAUGAAAUUUAUCAAUUUUCUCUUGGAUUAAUUUUUUCCCCAAAAAGGGGAGUUGCAAAAUGUAAUCUCUGAAAGAAACUGACUGUACACCCACGAGAGUCUGUUGUUGGGAUGCCAGGGAAUGGGGAGUAAGACACCUACAGUGAACAGUCUUAAAUGCACUAUUGUUCUUUUCAGAGUGCUGCAGAUUUGCCACCUCCCAUGUAAGGGCAGAGAAUGGAAUCAAGAUAGAAAGGAUGUAGCAUAUGCUUUCCUGCUCACAGGGAGGGUUUGCAGUUGAUGGUCUAUUGAGUGGAUUUGAAGAUAUGAUUGAUGGAAUGGGUCUGUAACAGAGUUACUCUACUUACCAUUUCUGAGCCAGCAGUGUGUAGCCUACACUUACUCUUUGUCUUUCACUAUAGGACUUUGCUCCAUAAUUUCACUUGCAGUGGUUACUUAUCAGAUAUCACAGCCACCACAGAAAAGCAAACUCCACUGUAAACAUCUUCUCUUUCUGGGAUGGGGAACAGCAUGUUCUUCCCUGUACUUCACUCCCUUCCCUAUGAAAGCAACUAAUUAGUUCUAAUAAUUAGAAAUUCCUUUUCUCCUAAUUUUUUGGGGGGUUGGGUCAUCUUCAUAGCUAUCAUUUGCUGACCGUAAAUUAUUGUAUCAAUUUGCAAUAAAGUUUAAGAUAUUUUUCAUGGAUUUUAGAUUUUUCUUUUGUGGAAAGAGUGCUAGCAUAGAAAAGAGUCAUCUUAGCAAGCUAAGCCCCAUUUCUUUUUGUUUCCAUGUUUAUUUCAUUGUCCUCCCAAGGAGCUCUUUCAAUUUCAAAAAUCUGUAUUUCAUACUCUUACUCAAAUUUUGUUACCUUUUAAAUACUUCAUUUUGUCCAUCUUGAAUUGGCAGUUCUCAAUGUUGUGAAUAUAGAUGAGAUUAACUACUGUUCAAUGUUACUGGAAGAUGUACUUCCUUCAUGUUUGUGGUCACCUGGGGUAUUUCACAUAGGUAGACAGACGCCUUAAUGUAUUUGAGAGGGAUUAAACAAACACUGGCUGGGAGUCUUGAGGAUAGAGAAAAUGUUUUUUAAGGUACAGAUAAACAUCCAUGUAGAGUGCUUGAACCUCCUUUGUACCUGUUUGGAGAAAACACCAUGAAAUAAACUAUCAGCCUAAGUAAGGUUAUUACAGAGUCACUGAAGUACCAAUUUUCCUUCCUCCUGUCUUUUUCCCAUUUCCCAAUGUACUCAAGAAAAUUGGAAUAUUGUAAUGGAUCAGUUAUAUUUCCUAAAGCCUUUUUUGCCUGUUUAAAAUGUGCAGGACCCUUCUCCUUUGAUGGGAGAGUUACCUGAAUCUAGGUUUAAAAGGUUGUGUAAAAAGAAAUUAUAAUAAAAAGGAUACUUUGCUUUUCAAAA
This is a messenger RNA of Jaculus jaculus (lesser Egyptian jerboa), 4921 nucleotides long. It is a transcript of the gene Zfp91, whose product is annotated as ZFP91 zinc finger protein, atypical E3 ubiquitin ligase. Gene Ontology annotation, biological process: regulation of transcription by RNA polymerase II. The coding region runs from base 35 to 1753 and encodes 572 amino acids. Gene Ontology annotation, cellular component: nucleus. The record is from RefSeq and is a predicted model, not a curated record. Lineage: Eukaryota; Metazoa; Chordata; Mammalia; Rodentia; Dipodidae. The transcript has 11 exons.